Fusarium tjaetaba is the source of this 2046-nucleotide messenger RNA. Its product is annotated as fungal specific transcription factor factor. The record is from RefSeq and is a predicted model, not a curated record. Bases 1 to 2046 code for a protein of 681 amino acids. Gene Ontology annotation, biological process: DNA-templated transcription. Gene Ontology annotation, molecular function: zinc ion binding; DNA binding. NCBI's taxonomy places the organism in Eukaryota, Fungi, Ascomycota, Sordariomycetes, Hypocreales, Nectriaceae. The transcript is spliced from 2 exons.
AUGUCGCGCACAAGCAGUGGCGAUUCACCUGCCCUCCAGGAACGUGGCUCCCUGCGUACACUAGAGAAGGGCAAGAGUCAAUUCAUCGGCAGCUCCAGCGGAAUUUACUUUGUCAACACAGUCCGACGAGCCUUCACAAGCGCAAACUCGCGGCUAUCGUCUCGUCUUUUCGAUACCACGCACCCUACCCCCGAGGAGUGCAUAGUCGAGGAUGAGCAGCAGAGACCCAGCGACUCUGCGCCGGCGUCUUUUUUUGCUGGGCUCGGCAGACCGCCCCAGCCGGAUGUUGCGAAGCAGCUCUUCAUGACGUAUUUUCAGACAUGGCAUCGCUUCUUCCCGUUCUUGCAUGGGCCAACUAUUCUCAAGGAUAUGGGAGAUUUAUAUGGGUCGUUUGACCAGAAUAGCACAGCGACGACACUUGCGAAGAGUAUCAUCCUGCAGUGCAUCUUUAACCUGGCAGGUCUACAUGAUAGCAGCCAGCUACCGGCCGCAUGCGAGAUCCAAAAGCCCACCGACGUGCUCACUUAUCUUCCGGGCCUCGCAGUCAAAGGCGACCUUGUUUCCAUCCAAGCUCUCUUUGCUGCUGGUCUACUACUGAUAGCUCGCAUGUCGCUGCGUGCAGCUGCGGUCGUAAGCGGUCUUUUAUCGCGCGCUGUCUUUCUAGCAGGGCUGCACCGUUGUCCUUGCCGCUAUGCGAGGCUCACAGCGGAUGAUUGCGAUAUUCGGAAGAGGCUGUUUUGGUGUAUCUAUGUCUUUGAUCGAUACCUCUCCCAGGCUUUGGGGCAUCCGUUGGGGAUACAGGACUCUGAUGUAGAUGUCUGUCCUCUGGAUGGACCUGAGCUUCACCACCCGGUGCUGCAUCCAACGGUUCCUUCGAGUCAUGAUGACUUUACCUCGCCGGUUUCUGGGGUCUCAAUGAACUCACCUAGGAAUCAGUCUGGUAAUGCCACCGCCACGUCACGGCAAAGUGAAGCCGGUCUUAGUAGGGGAACAAGCGACGAUGAAUCAAGUCAGAAGCAAAAUCGCUAUUCGAGCUUGUCCUUUCAGGUCCAAUACUCACGUCUUCUCGGUCGAGCCCUGGAACUCUUCCACAAAUCUCUCCACAUUCGGUCCAUCGACAGCGAAUCAAUUCUCUCACUCCAAACAGACAUCAACGCCUUAUGGAAUGCACUGCCCUCAUCUCUCCAAGAAUUCGAUCCCUCUUCUCAUACUACUGAAGCAACCCAAAGUCAAAUCUUCAAUGAGUCGGCUCACUUUCUCCUUCUUCAUAGCCAGCUGGUACUUCUAAUUCAUCGCCCUAGGCUAUCUCUGGAGCCAUCCACCCCAGAGUUUCAGUCUGCGAUCCAAAUCUGCAUCAGCGAAGCGCGACAAAUCAUCAAAAUAAUAAGCAAGCAGCAUGAUGCAGGGUUUGCUCUGUUCUGGCCGGGGUAUCUCUCCGUCACAUGGAUGGCCGGCAUUGUGCUGGCCUUUGCGUGCCAACUGCGGCUUUACUUGGCAGAGAAAGGCAAGAGUAUGUGCCUUGAGGCCCUGCUUCAUAUGUCCGAGCGAUGGAAGCUUGCCAAAAACUGUCACGCUGUUCUCCUGGGUCUUACCGAAGCUCUCCAGGAGAUGGAGCGUACAGCAAAGAGACCGGCCUCCGACUCCACAUCCAAUUCUGCGCAUUCGCCCUCUGCGCAACAUAAUGUAGUUAGGGACAUAGUAUCUCCAGCCGUGAACUCUCAAGGUGGCCCCAGAAAGAGAACAAGACUACAUUCGAAAUCACGCUCCAGGCCGGGACAUAACAACGAUGGUAAUGGAGAACGUUCCAAUCAAGGUCCUGCGACUAACAGCAACGCGUCAGCGGAUGAACCGUUGAGCUAUAGCUUCUUCGAUGCUUUCAAUACCACGGGCCCGGCUAUCCAGGAUCACCCCCAAUCCAUUGAAGAUCCCGGCAGACUAAGCAAUUGGGAGAGUGGGAUGCCUGAUCUUUUAGCUGGAAUCACUUGGGAAUCACUGCUGGGAGGUAUUGACCAGGAUGAUCCGACCUUGGAUAAUGCAUUCUUCUAA